GGAACUUUGAUCAAAUGUGCAACCCCCUCUUGUAUUUGAGUCAACAUGGGGAAAGCUUGGCAUGUCCAGUCGUCAUUCCAUCGCCAUUCGUGUUCAAGAAUCACAAGGUGACUGUCUUGGACUGGCCACCUGUCUUCCCUGAAACCACGACCAGUCAAAAUUUAUCAUGGGAAAGUCGAGGCCAGCAACGUCCGGCUAUGCCAGAAUUGCCCAGGCAGAAGAGGAGGACGACGAUUCAUACCAUUCCGACGAGGACAUUCACCAAGGCCAGUCCCGCAUCUCGGUGGAUGCAGACAGUACGACGUAUGCGCCAAUACAACCGAAGCGACGUGAGCGUAUGGACCUGCCCGAUGGUCGACCUUCCAAUCACCGACGACGACGUACAAACUCUGGAGUUGACAUCAAGGCCAUCAAUGCCAGGUUGGAGAAGUGGGCCGACGAGAUCGCUCAGAAGUUCAAGAUUCGCAAAGUCAAGGGCAAGUCGCAAGAGGAGGAGCAAUUAGAGAUACACCAUUCCGUGUUCCAGGCUCCUGACUGGAUCAGACCGGCCACAGCCGAGACACCGGCAACCGACCUCGACGAGCCCAACGAUGACAGAAUAUCCAAGAUUGAAUUCGACGACAUUGUUGAGAGCGUCCGGGUCGCCAUUGAGAUGGGCAUGCAGCCCAAACUCAUCUCUCAGGGAAGUUCUGGAAGUUACUUUGCGAGGAACACGUCUGGCAAAAUCGUUGGUGUUUUCAAGCCAAAGGACGAGGAACCGUACGCUUCCAAGAAUCCAAAGUGGACAAAAUGGAUACAUCGAAACCUCUUCCCCUUCUUCUUCGGACGCGCAUGCCUUAUUCCCAAUCUCAGUUACAUCUCUGAAGCGGCCGCCUAUGUGUUGGACAGUCGUCUACGGACUCAUCUUGUACCCUAUACCGACGUCGUCACUCUGUCUUCCAAGGCCUUCUUCUACGACUUCUGGGAUAGGCGAGCGCAUUACCGCAAAGGCAAGCCAUUUCCUGAGAAGCAAGGUAGUUUCCAGGUCUUCCUCAAAGGCUUCAAAGACGCGAACAUCUUCCUCAAGGAGCACCCAUGGCCCGAUCAACAUAACUCAGGCUUCCGAACAGAUGCUGCGCCCAAGCGAAGGAAGCGAAGAUGGGGAGAGGACUGUCGACCCAGAGGUGCACCUUCCGAUGAUGAAGACGAGGAUGUCGAGGGGUCUCAAGCACCUUAUACCGACCGACAACGCUCUCGUAAUGUGUUCUGGACGCCCGCUCUUCAACAGUCAUUCCGCGAGCAGCUUGAAAAGCUUGUCAUUCUCGAUUACAUCAUGCGCAACACCGAUCGAGGACUUGACAACUGGAUGAUCAGGAUCGACCAGCAGAGUCAGGAAGCCGAGAUUGUUAUAGAACCUCCCAACAAGCCAAAAGAUGGACAAGCCGACCCUUACAAACGACAAGAAAACAUGAGCACAGGCGGCCCAACUAGUUCACGACCAAAUGCCACUGUGACUCUUGGUGCCAUCGACAAUAGUUUGUCCUGGCCUUGGAAGCAUCCUGAUGCUUGGAGAAGUUUCCCAUUCGGCUGGCUUUUCCUACCUGUUUCCUUGAUCGGUCGUCCGUUCUCGGAGAAGACCAAGCAGCACUUCCUUCCUCUGCUUACGUCAAAACAAUGGUGGAGUGAAACGCAGAUCGCGUUGCGUAAAUGCUUCGAACAAGACGCCGAUUUCCAGGAGAAAAUGUUCGCUCGUCAGAUCGCCGUCAUGAAAGGACAAGCCUGGAACGUCGUGGAGACUCUAAAGACACCGGACCACGGCCCUCUGGAAUUGACGAGACGUGCUCGUGUUUGUGUCUGGGAUGACCUUGUAGAGAUUCCAGUGGCCGUUCCCUUACGUCCUUCCAACGAUAUUCGCCAUAAGCACACCGACGUUGUCAAGGUUCCAGGAAUCAGAGAGGAAGAAGAGAUGGAUAUCAGUGCUGCUUAUGCUUCAGCACCUCCACUGCACACCGAUCUUCUUGGCCCCGAUCCUGCGCAAAACAACCGGUUUAACAUCUCGCGACAGGACAGCAGUGGCGACGUCCGACGCAGUGAUGACAGCAACACUCCUCUUUCGCCCUCCAGUGUACAAGGUUUCACAUUCGAUAACGCCAAAGAGUCCAGAUUUGCACGCCCUGUUGCCAUUCGCUCCAAGUCAAGGCUCAGUCUCGACGAGACGAGAAGACUAUUUGACAAUCUUGGGGAACGUCGGAGAUUCUCCUUCGCUCUGGGAAAGAGAAACGAUGAUCUUGAUGUUGGUGAUGAUGAUGCCGAUCUGGAUGGCGACCUCGGUUUCGCUGCAGCAGAAGAUCAAGAUGGUUACAGGAGAAAGGUGAUUGUCGAAAGGAUUGAGAUGGUCAAGGGCAGGGCACCUGUCUUCACUUGGUGCUAGUGUUACGUGUUAACGGCGUUUCGGAUCUGGAUUGGGGCAUGGGAAGCUCAAAGACAUGGGUAGGCGGCAUUGCAAGGCGCUGUACAGAUACCACGUGUAUACCUAGGAUACCUGAAAUGAAUGAAUGAUGACAGUCUCUUGACGGGAUGGCUCUGGCCAAACAGCGA
Molecule: messenger RNA, 2577 nt
Organism: Aureobasidium pullulans EXF-150
Lineage: Eukaryota; Fungi; Ascomycota; Dothideomycetes; Dothideales; Saccotheciaceae
Exons: 1
Coding region: 167-2410 (747 amino acids)
Biological process (GO): phosphatidylinositol phosphate biosynthetic process; Golgi organization; endosome organization
Cellular component (GO): trans-Golgi network; plasma membrane; lysosomal membrane
Molecular function (GO): 1-phosphatidylinositol 4-kinase activity
Source: RefSeq, a predicted model, not a curated record